Porites lobata is the source of this 2197-nucleotide messenger RNA. The record is from the annotation of a GenBank genome assembly. NCBI's taxonomy places the organism in Eukaryota, Metazoa, Cnidaria, Anthozoa, Scleractinia, Poritidae.
AUGGCGGAGUGGAGGCGGUAUGCCGCCAUUCAGAAGGCUAAGAGAAAAGGCAAGAAAACAGGAGAGGAAAGCACUGUGGCGGAAGAAAUAGUAGUGCAGAGAAUGAGUGCGGAUGUAUCAGGCAAACAGCAGAAAUACACUAGGAUAGGGCCCCAGGAAUACGUGCCUUUUGAGCACGAAAAGAUAACGAUUGCGAACAUCAAAGACGCCUGCAAGAAGCACUUCAGGCCUCAGAUCGAAAAAAAUCUUAUCUGUGACGUACUGGCUGGAGAGCGUGGGCCAUCUUGCGAAAAGAUGGCCCAUAUUCCAAACCGAAAAGUGUUCUAUAUACGGUUUAUAAAACGCGAAAGAGUGGAGGUCGUUUCCGAUGAGGAUGGAUCGUUGGAAUGCAAGGUAAUAGCACAAUAAACCCGUAAUAAUCAAAAUGAAUCACGAGUUUUAUUUGCACUUUGGAUUUGGAUUAUUAACUCAAGACCUUUCUUCUAGGAAUUCUGAUAAGGACAUUUUAGGUAGUUGAGGUUUUAGUCACAGUAAAAUAAUCUUCGCGGAAGCGUUUUGUUUACUCACCGGUUUACUCGUGGUGUAUAGAAAUAUCCGUGGGGAGUGUCUUUUUGCAAAGCCACUGUUUGUAUUAAAGUUUAGAAAACGUUUUAAUUGCAAAAUUAAACCAAAUCUGCAUCCAGCUGUUGCUUCCAGCACAUUAGAUUAUUGGUACUAUUUGAUACUAUGAAGUCCCAGGAGGAUUGAAAUUUCCAGGAUAGAAUUAGGAAACUUUUGUUCCCUGAUUCAUAACAAUCUAUAGUUUUCUACAUUCCACUACAAGGUUACAAAUCAGCACUCUUAAACUCAUUAAUAAUUCGUAAGGUCGCAGGGGCGGAUCCAGGAUUUUCCUUAGGAGGGGAUACACCAAUAAGAAAUGGCGUAACUGACUGGUGAUGUAAAGAAAUUUUAAAAGCGAAUAUGAAGAGGCUUCAUCUCAGGGGAUUGGGGGAGGGGGUGUUCACCCCCUGCACCCUCCCCCUAGAUCUGCCCCUGGGUCAGCAGUCAAUAAGAUUUAUUUAGGUGAGGUGGACGGAUCUUGAUACCCAAUACCAAUAGUUAAUACUAAUUAUUUUUCAAAAGUGAGCACUUGGUCCUCAGCCUUGUGCUUUCAUCAGUUUCUCUGUGUUUGUCUGGAACCCCUGAUUAAAUACUCACCCCCCAUUGUCGAUAAUUAUGGAACUUAAAAGUCUGGCAAAAUGUUAUAUCAAUUUUUGUUUUAUCAAUGUUCAAGAUAGCAGUUUAACAUGGUUGCAAGUUCUUCCUUUUGUUCAAUAUUUUUUGUCUUGGUCCACAGGAAAAGAUAGCAAGAUAUGAAGUUCCACAGAAAAGGCCUGCCUCCCAUCCAAGCCCAGUGAAGCCUUCACCUGCAACGAGUAAAUUUUACCCAAAGAGCCUUUCUAUCAAGGACAUACAAGCUUGAAGGGUAGUUGAUAACAAAGCCAAGAAAAUCCUGAUCUACAAAUUUGACUUUGCUCACAUGGAAUGGUCAUCAGUGCCACUCCAAGCUGAAUUUGUCAUAGAAAAGAAAGAUUUUGUAGCUGGAGGUUUCCGAAAGGCAUUUAAAGCUACAAGGAUUACAGAAGGCUUUAAUAAAGGAACAUGGGUUGUUAAGAGUUAUCUGGAGAGUGCUGUUCAACUGAUUAAAGAUACAGGACAGACCACAGAAGAACAUACUAGAAAGUCAGUACAGAUGCAAUAUCUAGCAAGAAACUUUGCAUCGCAGCUGAAGGAAACAAUUGCAAAGGACAAGCUUGACGAAUAUGGAGAUUCGUUUGAAUACAAGUCUGUGUACAUGGGGAAAACAGAGGACGGGGAGCUGUUAACAGUUGAGGAGUUCAUCCCUGGAGACUUUGCAAAGUUUAUAAACAACAAUGGAAUUGCCUGUGAAGAAGAUACCAUGCUAUGUAAGAAGGCACAGGCGUUUUCUCAUUUUACGUAUGAGAAAUCAGAAGGCAAAGUUAUGGUUUUAGACAUCCAAGGGUCAGGAUAUACCUUGUACGAUCCUGAAAUAGCCUCAGCUGAGAUACACAAUGAGGAUGGGGGUUAUCAGUUCUGUACUGGCAACUUGGCUGGAAGAGCAAUUGAGUCAUUUUUUGAGGUUCAUCAGUGCAACUCCGACUGCAAGCUUCUAAAGCUGAAACUUAGACCAAGUUAG